AUGGCUGCUGGUCGUCCCUGUUGGAGAAGAGAAAAGAAAAGAAAGAGAAGAGAGCAGAAAACUCACCGGAGUUCCGCCAUAGCUGCUGGUCGGACUGUUGCCGGUUGGUCGGAGAAUGGGAAGGAGGGGAAUGGGCGGACAGAGGAGAAGAGAGGGAGAGAGGGGGCGGCUAGAGAGAGGGAGAGAGAGAGAGGGGCGGUGGCUGGUGAGAGGGGAGGAAGAGAGGAGAAGGGACGAUGGAAGAGGGAGAAGAAGAAGGGGUGGCGGCUGCCGGAAAAGGGAGAGGGAAGGGAGAAACAUAAAAGGGAGGCGGAGCGAGGGAAAAGAGAGGAAGAUAAAGGAGAAAAAAUGUUUUAG
This is a messenger RNA of Solanum lycopersicum (tomato), 357 nucleotides long. Lineage: Eukaryota; Viridiplantae; Streptophyta; Magnoliopsida; Solanales; Solanaceae. The record is from RefSeq and is a predicted model, not a curated record.